Molecule: messenger RNA, 2607 nt
Organism: Neodiprion virginianus
Lineage: Eukaryota; Metazoa; Arthropoda; Insecta; Hymenoptera; Diprionidae
Product: zinc finger protein 37-like
Exons: 13
Coding region: 199-2487 (762 amino acids)
Biological process (GO): regulation of transcription by RNA polymerase II
Molecular function (GO): RNA polymerase II cis-regulatory region sequence-specific DNA binding; DNA-binding transcription factor activity
Source: RefSeq, a predicted model, not a curated record
AUAAUUAUAUUCUUUCAGAGACGGCCAGGGGACGGCAGAGGAUUUUCGUUCGAUAAUCGAAUCACGGGACUGCGGGCGUCUUUCUCUGAUCAUGGGGAUGUAAAUGGUGCUGUCCAAGGAGGAGGAGGUUGUUUCUCUGAUAUUUUUGGUCGCUGCCAAUCUCUGGGGUUGACGAGAACUAAAGUUACAACAGCUUCAAUGAUGACAGCUGACGGGGAAAAAGACUGUACGCAUUGUUUGAUAUGCAACAGCAAAGUUGGAGUAUCAACAAGAAACAGCGUACGAAUAUUUGGAUCAACUUCGGUCGGGUCUACGGAGAAGCCUUUAGUGAAUACGAUAUGUUCUGUACUCGAUGUAGAAUUAACCGAAGACACCGCGCAUUCUCUUGUUAUGUGUAAAAAGUGCUUCAAGUUAUUUAACGAGAUUGAUGAACUAGAAGGCAGACUAGCUGAAGUAAAGUUGGAAAUAUUUACCAAUUACAAGAGAACAAUUGGGAAAGUGUCAAACAUAAUUUAUCCAGAGGAAGAAGAUUAUAACGACCACGAUUACCUUGAGAAUCCUGAAACACAGAGCUCUGAGUCACCAGACAAGACCAAAGUCAACCAGAAAUUGAAGAAGAAAGACGUUAAGAAAAUUGUCGACAAUGACGACACGAUUAAAAACGAUGAGACAUCCAAAGAUGAACUGGGGGAUUUUGGAAGUGAGGAUUUGGCGACCGAUCAAGGUAGCGAGGUUGACCCUAUAGCUAUAAAGACUGAAAGUGAGGAGAACAGUGAGAAUACAGAAGGACGAAAAGCCAGUUCGAAAAAAGGCAAAACCAUCAACAAGUCUUCAGAGUCCGUUCAAGAGCCGAUGGUGGUAAGAGUCGGCAGUGUUUACACGUGUUUACUGUGCACAAAUGACGACGAACGAGGGACUGGUGACGCAAAAUCAAUCAUGACGCAUUUGAAAAAUGCACACGACGCGCGAUUGUACAUCUGCGACAUAUGCAGCAUGGAAUUUCGGAAAAGGAACGAGCUUUCCGUUCACCUUGACGAUCAUGUAGCAAACGAGGAAGGAGACUUUCAGUGCGAAGUCUGCAAUAGAAUAUUCAGCAAUUUACGACUCUUCAGGAUACACAAACGAAUUCAUUAUCCUCAAUCUAAAUCUUGGCCAUGUGAAACAUGCGGAAAAAGAUACAGUUCGAGAAAUUUACUCGAGGAGCACAUCAACACUCACACUGGAGUUCGCCCUUAUGUAUGUGAAACUUGCGGCAAAGAUUUUGCCUCAAAAUACACUUACAAGGCGCACGUAAAGACCCAUGAAGUACGGCCAAGGCCUUUCGAGUGCAGUCAGUGUAGCAAGUCAUUUUUGAGCCAGCAGAACCUCACUCAACACGAACGAACGCAUAACGGAGUAAAGGAGUACGUCUGUCAUCAAUGCGGAAAAGCGUUCGGCUCACCGCAUAAUCUUGAGGUUCACAACAUAGUUCACACUGGUUAUAAGCCGUACACAUGUAGAAUAUGUAAUAAAGCCUUUGCUCGCAAGGCGGAGAUAAGGGAUCACGAGAGAACUCAUACCGGGGAAAAACCGUACCAGUGUGAAUUUUGUGGAGCAACGUUUAGUCAAAGGUCGAAUCUGCAGUCUCACAAACGCGCAACACAUUACAAUGACAAAAGAUACAAGUGUAACGAUUGUGGGAAAGGAUUUAAGCGGCGUAGGCUUUUGGAUUAUCAUAUCAAAGCAGCUCACACGGGUGAAAGACCAUUCAAAUGCCCAACUUGUACAGCGACGUUCGUUUAUCCUGAACAUUUUAAGAAGCAUAUGCGGAUCCAUACCGGUGAAAAACCCUAUCUCUGUGAAGUAUGUGGAAAAGCCUUUAACAGUAGGGACAACAGAAAUGCGCACCGAUUUAUACACAGCGAUAAAAAACCGUACGAAUGUUUAGUGUGUGGGAUGGGAUUCAUGAGAAAACCUUUGCUUUACACCCACAUGCAGACACAGGGGCAUUUAAACGAUACGAUUGUCGUGAAUCAACCGCGAUUAACAACAGACGACGACCAAGUUAUUACUUUACCCGAUGCUGAUGUGGAACUAUUGAUGGAAGGCGAUGACAAUGAACAGGAGACAGAAUUGUAUAUAACUGAAUUGAAAGAUCACGUGAUCAUACAAGACGGUGCUCAGAUAUACCAGGAAGAAAAUGUUUUGAGCAUUCCAUCGGAAGAGAAUAUUACCGAAGAGGCAGUUGAGCAUCUCGUCGUUGACGGGCAGAUUGAUUUUGCUGAAAGUGACGUAAUGGGAUGCAAAACCGAGGCAGCCGAACAUAUCGAGGAAGUUUACAGUUACAACGACGGCGAAGACGGCUCUACCAUAGUUGUACCCACCACUUCGGAGUACGAGGAGAUAGCGGAGGAUAAUAAAAAUUCCGUACGGUUGGUGCACAUCAGAAUCCCGGCUUCAGCGGCCGAUGAUGGUCGGAAUUGGUUAAACCUAGUACAAAACACAUGAAGAAUGUAAAUUAACUUUUAUAGUGCGGCGGCGAAUUAAAAUUGAAAAUUCAGUAAACUGAUAUAAACUUUUGAAACAAAGAUAAUAUGCCACUAUCCAAAUAUAUCGCUUGAAAUAAUA